UUUUCAACGCCAGACUCACAAGCACUGAGAGAGAGAGAGAGAGAGAUGGGAGCUUCGAAGGGGAGGAGCAAACCCUUCAACAGAUAAAGUUUCAUUUGAUUAUUGAUUUCGAGAUCUCAAUUCUUCAAUCAGGAAAGGGGCUUGUUGUGUUUCAGAAAUGGCAAAUUCCAAGGGGUCAUCAAACAUCAGAAAUUUUGUGUACUCUGGAAAGCACGCUUUGCUUCCACCUAAAAUUCCUUUUCCUAGUGUUUCCCCAUCAUAUGUUGAUUAUGUCCCUAGCAAUGUAAUUGGAUCAAAAGCUUUUCAAAAACCUAAGGAGGCAAGUGCACAGCAUCAAAGAACUUCUUCUGAGACCCUCUUCGUUGAAGAGCAACCUUCUUGGCUUGAUGAUCUACUUAAUGAGCCAGAGACACAUGUUCGCAGAGGAGGACAUCGGCGUUCAUCAAGUGACUCCUUUGCAUAUGUAGAUGCAACUAAUGCUUCUAACAUAGAUUACACAGCACAGGAUCAGUACAGAUUUAAAAAUAUGGCAGCUAUACCUUCUUGGGGCUCUCGAGACUUCAGUUAUCACACAGAUGCUCGCCAUUCUUCUCUCUAUGGUGAGUUGAACUUGGGAAAGCAGAAGAGUAGGGCAUGGGAACCGUCAAUGAAUAUUGUGACCCACUCAACCGGACUUCAUGCUAUGAGGGAAAAUAUUUCUCUUCCGAAUUCAGGAUCAUCUUGUUCACCACCGGAAGUGGAUGGGUUUGCAUCUACAAAUGAAGAGCAGGAUCUAGCUGAAUCCGCUCCACCUGACCCCAAAGCUUUGUCUGAGAACAAUGAUGGUCAUGCUAAGCCUUCCCCAUCUGAGACGGAGACAAAACGUGCUAAACAGCAAUUUGCUCAACGUUCGCGGGUUCGAAAGCUUCAAUACAUAGCUGAGCUUGAAAGGAAUGUACACGCUUUACAGGCUGAAGGAUCUGAAGUAUCAGCUGAGCUUGAAUUUCUCAACCAGCGGAAUCUUAUUCUGAGCAUGGAGAACAAAGCUCUGAAGCAACGUUUGGAAAAUCUAUCUAAGGAGCAGCUUAUCAAAUACUUGGAACAGGAGGUGUUGGAGAGGGAGAUUGGAAGGCUGCGAGCCUUAUAUCAGCAACAUCAACAGCAGCCAUCAUCUAGCCAUCGCCGCUCUAAGAGCAGGGAUCUUGAUUCUCAAUUUGCAAAUCUCUCGUUGAAACAUAAAGAUGCCAGUCCUGGCCAUGGUCCUGUGACUGGUCCUCUCCGCACUUAGAUAUAAGUUCUAGUCAGAGAUGUGUUGUACGCAGUAAUUGCUUCAAUUGGUGCUUACCACAGUUUCAGUUUCAAUGCUCUUCCCUUCUAUGGGAUCACACCUGGGUCUUCAACUCUUGAUACCUUCGCUUUUCCUUUGUUUCUUGCUACUUUCCUUUCGAUAAAUUCAGUUGUCAUUUUCAUGUGCACCUGGUAGUCGUUGCUGGCAGAUAGAUGACUUACCGGAGGUGGUAACUUAUAAAAAAACAGGGUUCCAUCUUUGGGCCCUUUCUUGUAUGGUUCAGUCAUGAUUCAGGAAAUUAACAUACACCACUUGACUUCCCGAGACAUCCAAUUUGUGGAAUCAAGUUUAGUACAAAGUUUGCUAGGGCUGUUUGGAUCAGCAUUACCUGUAGUGCAUUCUGAUAAGAGUGUGGUUUCUGAUUUAUGACUUCUACAUUGAGUUUAUGAUUUGUUAUGAUGACAAAUUGAUUUAUUGCUACUU
This is a messenger RNA of Tripterygium wilfordii, 1750 nucleotides long. RefSeq lists its product as uncharacterized. Lineage: Eukaryota; Viridiplantae; Streptophyta; Magnoliopsida; Celastrales; Celastraceae. Gene Ontology annotation, biological process: regulation of DNA-templated transcription. The transcript is spliced from 5 exons. Gene Ontology annotation, molecular function: DNA-binding transcription factor activity. The coding region runs from base 158 to 1267 and encodes 369 amino acids. The record is from RefSeq and is a predicted model, not a curated record.